AUGGGGAAAAUAGACAGAAAGGAGGGUAAAGAGAGGAAGAAGGCUGACAACCGGGACUACGAGGAAGCGGAGGAUAAUGGGGAGGAGGACCCCAUGAUCCUGGAGGAGAUUGAGCCAGAAAAGGAAAAGGAAGUUGUGGAGAAGCCCAGUAAAAAGCAUGAUGGACGGCGUCGCAUAAAGCGCGAUGGCCUGAUGAAGGUUUACGUGUUUCAGCUGCUAUCGCGUGCCAUCUUUGAGGCCUCGUUCCUGUUCGGGCAGUAUGUCCUUUAUGGGCUGGAAGUGGUACCGUCGUAUGUAUGCACACGCUCUCCUUGUCCGCACACAGUGGAUUGCUUCGUCUCACGUCCUACAGAGAAAACAAUCUUCCUGCUCAUCAUGUAUGCAGUCAGCUCCUUGUGUCUGCUCUUCACCAUAUUGGAGAUCCUUCACCUUGGCAUCAGCGGUAUUCGGGACUGCUUUUGCACACCACGGCCUCGACCUCCGACCCCCCGUCAUGCAGCUCUGGCCAGCCACAGAACCUCCGUAUCCCGCCAGCCCUCCGCCCAUCCGGGUUACCACACAGCUCUGAAGAAGGACCCAUCGGGGAAGAUGGGCUUCAGGGACAACCUGGGAGACUCGGGUCGCGAGUCUUUCGGGGACGAGGCUUCAUCAAGGGAGCUGGAGAGGCUGCGUCGACACCUUAAACUGGCCCAACAGCAUCUGGAUCUGGCUUACCAGAACGAGGAGGGCAGCCCGUUACGCAGCAGCAGCCCAGAGUCCAACGGCACCGCAGUUGAGCAGAACAGAUUAAACUUUGCCCAGGAGAAGCAGAGCAGCACGUGUGAGAAAGGUCUCCGUGCAUAGGUUCUCAGCAGCCCAGCUGACACAGUAGAUUCAAAUUCACAUUAGGAUCAGUGAGCGGACAUAAGGGAAUCAAGCGUGUGUGUGUGUGUUUGUGUUUGUGACAUGAAUAUGCUUGAGGUGGAUGAAGUCAGCCCAAGCUUUCCAGUGUUACGGUCAAACGAGGAGGAGAAUGGUCAUCUCAACCCAGCAAUACUUGAGACACCAGCCUGUCUGAAGAUCCAAAGUGCUUACAAACUACCGUCGCACAGCAAGAACGGUUAAGGUUAAAGUGUAUUUCUCCCUUAGGGCAGCUAUUGUGU
Messenger RNA from Micropterus dolomieu (smallmouth bass), 1142 nucleotides. Its product is annotated as gap junction gamma-1 protein-like. Bases 1 to 843 code for a protein of 280 amino acids. Lineage: Eukaryota; Metazoa; Chordata; Actinopteri; Centrarchiformes; Centrarchidae. The transcript is spliced from 2 exons. Gene Ontology annotation, cellular component: connexin complex. The record is from RefSeq and is a predicted model, not a curated record. Gene Ontology annotation, biological process: cell communication.